GGUAAUUCAGUUUCUAAAUGUCUGAAUUUACAGAUACUCCAGUGACCGAUGAAAAUGGAUCUCCUAUCAGCAUUGUUUGGAAACCUGAUCUUUAUAAACUCCAACAAGAAUCCCCUAAACCUCAGCCAGUAUUUGCACCUAGUGCUGUGUCCGGGUGUCCAUUUUUCUAUGGUCUUGAAUAUCAUGGAUCAAUGAAUCACAAAGAAGCAAAUUCAUUAUUAAAAGACGAUGGUAACUAUCUUAUACGACUAAGUGCCAGUUCAGACGAUAAGAUGUAUACGCUAUCAUUAAAAAUAUUUGGAAAAGUGCAUCAUUAUAAAUUAUUUUAUGACGGACAACAUUAUGUGUCACAAAAACGUUUUAAUACAAUUAAUGAUCUUGUUGCGGAUGGUUUGGUGACAUUAUAUAUGGAAUCUAAAGCUGGGAAAUACAUUUACUUAAUGCAUAGCUUAAUAAGUUAUGAGAAAAGCCCUUACAUGACAUUAAAUAAACUCAAACGUAAAACAAUCAAAAAACUAAAACCGAGACAGCUCAAUUGCGAAGAAGUAGUAGAUUAUGACAAACCUCACAAUUUUAAGACACAUAACUUUAAAGGGCUUAAUUGGUGUGAGUUGUGUGGUAACUUUCUAUGGGGUUUUACACAGCAAGGAGUGAAAUGUGAAGAUUGUGGUUUCAGUGCACAUUUUAAGUGUUCUGAAAAGUUACCACCAGAUUGUUAUCCGGAUUUAAAAUUGUUUCGGGGUGUUUUUGGGAUUGAUUUAACAACUCAUGUUAAGGCCUAUAAAACUAAUCGCCCGUUUGUUGUUGACAAAUGUGUUGAAGAAAUUGAAAGGCGUGGCAUGUCUGUUGAAGGAAUAUACAGAGUAUCAGGUUUUCAGGAAGAAAUGGAUAGUUUGAGAUUGGCCUUAGAUAAAGGUAGAAUUUUAAUUACUACCCAAUUAUAA
Diuraphis noxia (Russian wheat aphid) is the source of this 944-nucleotide messenger RNA. RefSeq names its product beta-chimaerin-like. Gene Ontology annotation, molecular function: GTPase activator activity. NCBI's taxonomy places the organism in Eukaryota, Metazoa, Arthropoda, Insecta, Hemiptera, Aphididae. The record is from RefSeq and is a predicted model, not a curated record. Gene Ontology annotation, biological process: signal transduction; regulation of GTPase activity.